Didymosphaeria variabile is the source of this 474-nucleotide messenger RNA. RefSeq lists its product as uncharacterized. Bases 1 to 474 code for a protein of 157 amino acids. The record is from RefSeq and is a predicted model, not a curated record. The transcript has 2 exons. NCBI's taxonomy places the organism in Eukaryota, Fungi, Ascomycota, Dothideomycetes, Pleosporales, Didymosphaeriaceae.
AUGCCCGGCGAGAUGAAGCUGGCCAUCUCCAAGCUGGGCAACAAAUGGUCCCUAGACAUGAGCCAGUACCGACCAGAAAGCCAGAUCACGGGCAACGAGGGCGUCGAGAUCUGGGACGUCAGCGGCUGCACGGCCCUCUUCUUCUUCAGCGACACAUCCGUCUCGGCCUACCACAUUGAGGCCGGCAAGGAGCAGGAUCAGGUCAAGUGGGCGACGACUAACGCCGUGGGCGAGGGCUCGACGAAGAAGGUCGUCUUCCACUCGCCUCGAUACAGCGAAACCGACCGGGAGAAGGAGACUCUGGUCAGGGGGAUUGUUGAGGGCAACUCGGACAUCACUGAUAUCAGCCAGAACGGGUACUGGGUAGAUACCGGCAAUAGGAACCAGAGGUUUGCCUUCUGGACUGAGCCCCCGGGCUGGAUUGUUGGAGGAGAGGAGUAUAACAAUGACGAGGAUCCGCCAAUCAUAUCAUAG